This is a messenger RNA of Agelaius phoeniceus (red-winged blackbird), 963 nucleotides long. RefSeq names its product dual oxidase maturation factor 2 (gene DUOXA2). The record is from RefSeq and is a predicted model, not a curated record. Lineage: Eukaryota; Metazoa; Chordata; Aves; Passeriformes; Icteridae. Gene Ontology annotation, biological process: protein transport. Gene Ontology annotation, cellular component: endoplasmic reticulum membrane.
AUGACUCUUUUCGAUGGCGUCUACCCCUUCUACCCGCAGCAGAGGAAGGCUGCCGUGUUUGACAUCAGCACCAUCAUAGUCACCGUGGUGUUCCUGACGCUGGCUUGCAGCUUCCUGCUCAUCACCCCGGGCAUCCGCGGCCGGGCGAGGCUGUACUGGACUCUCCGUGUUCUCCUCAGCCUCUUCGUGGGAGUGGUGAUCGUCGUUGUCCAGUUCACAGGGGACUGGCAGAGUGGCUGGGUGCAGGCAAACACCUCCUACAAGUCCUUCAGCCCCGUGCAGGUGAGCGCUGACAUCGGGCUGCACAUCGGCCUGGCCGGCGUCAACGUCACGCUCAGGGGAAACCCAGUGGAGCAGAUCAACGAGACCAUCAACUACAACGAGCACUUUCCCUGGAGCUUUGGGGCAGAUUAUGACCACAGCUACAGCCAGGGGCUGCAGAAGGGGCUGCCCAGCCCCAUCCUGUACGUGGCAGAGAAGUUCAGCUCGCAGAGCCCCUGUGGGGUGCACAGGCAGUACCGCAUCGCCGGGCACUACGCCUCAGCCAUGCUCUGGGUCGCCUUUUGCACGUGGGUCAUCUCCAACAUCCUCCUCUCCAUGCCUGCCCUGGUUUAUGGAGGAUACAUGCUCCUGGCCACAGGGGCCUUCAUGAUCUUCUCUCUGCUCUCCUUCUCCACCGUGAGGAACUCCCCAAUGUGCCUGAUCCAGAUUGGGACCAGCACCCUGCACGUGGCCUAUGGGGGAUCCUUCUGGCUCAUGCUGGCAAUUGGCCUGCUCUGUUUCGUGGCUGGGAUCACCAUCGUGGCCAUGCACCACCUCAAUCUGGACCUGCUGAAAACUUUCUUUGAUCUCCGUGAGGACAAAGCAGAGGAGGACCAGGAAAUGCCUGAGGUGUUCAUCAACCCUCACUUUGUGAGCAAGAGCCUGUGUCCUUCUGAGCCCACUGAAAUCAACAGUGUCUAG